Messenger RNA from Malus domestica (apple), 1114 nucleotides. RefSeq names its product ABC transporter G family member 32-like. NCBI's taxonomy places the organism in Eukaryota, Viridiplantae, Streptophyta, Magnoliopsida, Rosales, Rosaceae. The record is from RefSeq and is a predicted model, not a curated record.
UCUCCGUUUCUCUCUCACCCGUCACAACAAACUCCAAGACUUAAUUAGAGAAAGAAAUUAAAUGCAGAGCUCCAACCACCAUUUCCAGCAAUCAAACAUGUCCAUCUCACAUUCACACUCCACUUUUAAUUAGCCUCUCUCUCUCUCUUAUCUCCCUCUUCAGCCAAAGCCUCCGCAUUUUUCUGAGGCUAGGGAGAGCUUUUGGGGAUUUCCGAUGUGGAACUCGGCGGAGAACGUGUUCGCGAGAUCGGGGUCGUUUCAGGAGGGAGGGGACGAUGAGGAGGCGCUGCGGUGGGCCGCGCUGGAGCGGCUCCCGACCUACGCCCGAGUACGGCGCGGCAUUUUCAGAAACGUCGUCGGAGACACUAUGGAGAUCGACGUCGGCGAGCUCGAGGCUAAGGAGCAGAAGCCCAAUCUCGACCGGCUUGUUAGCUCCGCCGCCGACGACCCCGAACAAUUCUUCGAUCGCAUGCGCCGCAGAUUUGACGCAGUAGCAUUGAAUUUUCCGAAGAUCGAGGUCCGAUUUCAGAACUUGAAGGUUGAAGCUUUCGUCCAUGUCGGAAGCAGAGCGCUGCCGACUAUUCCCAAUUUUGUUUUUAAUAUGACGGAGGCAAUUGGUAUAUACAGGGGGCAGAGAAGCAAAUUAAUUAUUUUAGACAACAUUAGCGGGAUUAUAAGACCUUCAAGAUUGACAUUACUAUUGGGUCCACCAAGCUCUAGAAUGACUACACUACUAUUGGCUCUGGAAAAGUCAAUUGGAGAAAUUGGAAGGAACACCAGAUGGAAAAAUAAUAAAAUCAUUAAGAAUAAGCUUUAAAGGGCUAGAUGAUACAAAAAAAGCUAUAUUCCUUGAGAUGAAUGUGGAUUUUCAGCAACAGUAGAAACUAGUGUCCUUCGUGAACGAUGUCUUGAAAAUGUUGAACGCAACAAGUUGAAUAUGCAUGAUUUGCUUCGAGAAAUGGCAGAGCAAUCAUUUCGAAAAUUCCCCUGGUCAUCCUGAAAAAUGGAGUAAGUUGUGGAACCCUCGAGAGGUGACCGAUGUGUUGAGAAAUAAAUUUGUAAGUACAUUACCAAUAAAAACCCACGUAUGUCUAUAUACAUUAAACAACAUUCA